Molecule: messenger RNA, 336 nt
Organism: Uncinocarpus reesii 1704
Lineage: Eukaryota; Fungi; Ascomycota; Eurotiomycetes; Onygenales; Onygenaceae
Product: 60S acidic ribosomal protein P2
Exons: 2
Coding region: 1-336 (111 amino acids)
Biological process (GO): cytoplasmic translational elongation
Cellular component (GO): ribosome; cytosolic large ribosomal subunit
Molecular function (GO): structural constituent of ribosome
Source: RefSeq, a predicted model, not a curated record
AUGAAGCAUCUCGCUGCCUAUCUCCUCCUCGGCCUUGGUGGAAACACCUCGCCCUCGGCCAGCGAUAUCAAGGAUGUCCUUUCCUCCGUCGGCAUCGACGCUGAUGAUGCGCGUUUGGAGAAGCUUUUGGCUGAGCUUGACGGCAAGGACUUGCAGGAGUUGAUUGCUGAGGGAACCACCAAACUCGCAUCCGUGCCAUCCGGUGGUGCCGGUGGUGCUGCCCCUGCCGCUGCUGGUGGCGCUGGCGGUGAGGCUGCUCCAGCUGCCAAGGAGGAGGAGAAGAAGGAGGAAGAGGAAGAGUCUGAUGAGGACAUGGGCUUCGGUCUUUUCGACUAA